AUGCAUGGAGUAACUUAUACAGAUGAACUUCUAAAGGCAUUUGGCGAUCGAGCUGGGCAUGUAUGGCUUGCUCACGACACUAUUGUACAUGGUGGUGGUGGAGAAAGAAAUGGAAUAGAGGGAAUUGUGGUUGGGAUAGAGGGGAUUGAUGGAAUGCUUGGUAGUGGAGGCAAGGUGACCUUUGGGACGGUAGGCAUGGUGGGGAAGCUAGGAAGUGGAGGCAAUGUAGGCUUAGGUAGAGAUGGUUGGGUUGUGGGCAAGGUAGGCAAUGUUGGAUUGGUAGGCAAAGGUGGCAAUGUGGGCUUGGGAAAAUUUGGCACUGAAGGGAGAGGUGGUAAUUGGAGAAGAUGGCGAGCAGCUAAGGCUACAUUGAUGCUUGAGAAGGCCAAAGCAAUGGAGAAAGCAAAGAUGAAGCACUUGUAA
Dovyalis caffra is the source of this 423-nucleotide messenger RNA. NCBI's taxonomy places the organism in Eukaryota, Viridiplantae, Streptophyta, Magnoliopsida, Malpighiales, Salicaceae. The record is from the annotation of a GenBank genome assembly.